ACGAUUUUGUCAUUUUAAUGAAUAACAAUCGAUUUUUACAAACGGGUAAAACGGAAACGCGUACCUUUAUAACGUCGUACAAACGGACCACAGAUACAUCACACCGCUGCAAUAAGCGUCGCGCGUAUAUCGGUACGUACGGCGAAGAGUCGAUUUUCUACUGGAUUUUCCAGGGUUGCAGGCCUCAAGCUUUUCAGACCACGUCGUACGCGCUGCCAGUCACGUGGGACAGCGGCGCAUUCUAUUGGAUCGCGUUCGCGGGCUCAAGGAAACGAGCUUUGAAAGUUACAAUGGUCAAAAUAGUGAGCCACAACUUUUGAUGGAUGCCCAUUGCUUUUUAUUUUACUAUGCUUAU
Messenger RNA from Melanaphis sacchari, 355 nucleotides. RefSeq lists its product as uncharacterized. The transcript has 2 exons. NCBI's taxonomy places the organism in Eukaryota, Metazoa, Arthropoda, Insecta, Hemiptera, Aphididae. The record is from RefSeq and is a predicted model, not a curated record. The coding region runs from base 18 to 320 and encodes 100 amino acids.